This is a messenger RNA of Striga asiatica, 643 nucleotides long. The record is from the annotation of a GenBank genome assembly. Lineage: Eukaryota; Viridiplantae; Streptophyta; Magnoliopsida; Lamiales; Orobanchaceae.
UUCCCUUUCGCCUAUCUUAUAUGGCUGGGGUUAUUUUUUUAAUUUCUAUAUAUUCUUCAUGUCCUUGAUUUCAUUUAGUUUAUUCUUAUCUUCACCUUUGCUUCACCUUAAAUUUUCCUAAGUAAAAUUGAAAUAUUAUAAGGGCUGAUCACCGGCGAUUCGACUAAAAAUGUCAGUAGAGAUGUCAUCCGAACGCGUUUGCUACGUUCAGUGCAAUUUCUGCAACACCAUUUUAGCGGUUGGUGUACCAUGCGGUGUGUUUAGCAUGGCGACGGUUAGAUGUGGGCAUUGUGCAAAUUUACUGUCAGUAAAUAUGGGAGCUUUGAUUCACCAAUCUCUUAAUAAUCCCCAAGCUUUCCAGACUAACCACGCUGCUAAAGAUAGCCAUGGCUCAUCUUCAAAGUGCAUUAGGUUUGCUGAAAAUGAACAGCCCAGGACGCCCCCAAUACGCCCUCCAGAGAAACGACAGCGUGUUCCAUCAGCAUACAAUCGUUUCAUAAAAGAGGAAAUUCAGAGGAUAAAGUCUAGCAAUCCACAAAUUAGUCACCGUGAAGCCUUUAGCGCUGCUGCAAAAAAUUGGGCACAUUUUCCUCAUAUUCAUUUUGGACUCAAGGUUGAUGCCAACAAACAAGCUAAGCCAUAG